AUGGCAUAUAACAGUUACAGAGGAAGCAACAAUUAUGAAGGAGAAACAAAAAGAAGAGGAGACUUCUCUUCUGGUGACAGAAAAGAGAACUCAAGAUUUGGGGGUGCCCGCAGAGCAGGAUUUGGAGACUCAAUGCAGGACAAUGGCCCAGUUGAGUUUGAAAAGGAGUUCUACACAGAGCACAGCGAGCAGGAAAAGAUGACUAACCAGGAGGUUGAAGAACUAAGAAACAAGUUUGACAUAACCAUUACAGGAGAAGGUGUCCCUAAGCCAUGCACAAAGUUUGAGUACUUUGGAUUCCCAGCCAGCGUAAUGGCAGCAUUCAAGAGCGCAGGCUACAGUGAGCCAACACCCAUCCAAGCACAGGGAUGGCCAUUAGCACUCAGUGGAAGAGAUAUGGUGGGAGUAGCAAACACUGGAUCUGGAAAGACACUUUCAUUCAUUCUUCCAGCCUUAAUACACGCAAAGGCACAAAAGCCACUCAGGCAGGGAGAUGGACCCAUUGUGCUUGUGCUUGCCCCAACAAGAGAGCUUGUCUCACAGAUUGAGGAAGAAGCAUGCAAGUACGCCAAGUACUUCGGUCUUAGAACAGUAGCCGUCUUUGGAGGAGCACCAGCAGGCCCACAGAAGGGAGCCAUCAGAAGAGGUGCUGAAAUACUCAUUGCAACCCCAGGAAGACUUAUCGACCUGUACGAGCAGAAGGCUGUUUUCAUGAGCAGAGUAUCCUUCCUGGUUCUUGAUGAGGCUGACAGAAUGCUUGAUAUGGGAUUCGAGCCACAGCUCAAGAAGAUCAUCCCAGAGACAAACCCAAACAAACAGACUCUCAUGUGGUCUGCCACAUGGCCAAAGGAGGUGCGGUCUCUUGCUAGAAACUACAUGAAGGACUACAUCCAGAUUAAGAUUGGAUCAGCAGAGCUUGUAGCUAACGUAAAGAUCACACAGAAGACAUUCAUUGUAGACCACUGGGAGAAGGACAAGAUGCUCUCUGAUGUUCUGGCAGACGUAGCAGGAGAUGAGAAACUGAACCCAAAGAUCAUCAUAUUCUGCAACCAGAAGAGAAGAUGCGAUGACUUGGUUGAGAAGAUGCAGGAGUACGGAUGGCCAGCAGAGGCACUCCAUGGAGACAAACCACAGAACCAGAGAGACAGAAUCAUCCAGGACUUCAAGUCAGGAAAGAGAAGCAUCCUUGUAGCAACAGAUGUAGCUGCCAGAGGACUUGAUGUCAAGGACGUAAAGGCAGUCAUUAACUACGACUUCCCAACUAACUGUGAAGAUUACAUCCACAGAAUAGGAAGAACAGCUAGAGGAAAUUCAGAGGAAGGUCUUGCACUUACUUUCUUCUCUCCUAAGGACGACAGAUCAAAUGCUAGAAAAUACGUAGAGAUCCUAAAGGACUCCAACCAGGAAGUACCACAAGACCUGGCUGCCCUUGCCUCAAGAGGCGGAGACAGCUACGGCGGAAACAGCAGGUUCGGAGGCGGAAACAGAUUUGGGGGAAGUAGCAGCAGAUUUGGAGGAGGAAACAGCAGAGGAAGAACAGGUGGAAGACGAUAA
This is a messenger RNA of Nematocida ausubeli, 1554 nucleotides long. RefSeq lists its product as uncharacterized. Gene Ontology annotation, cellular component: cytoplasm; ribonucleoprotein complex; nucleus. Lineage: Eukaryota; Fungi; Microsporidia. The record is from RefSeq and is a predicted model, not a curated record. The transcript has a single exon. The coding region runs from base 1 to 1554 and encodes 517 amino acids. Gene Ontology annotation, molecular function: RNA helicase activity; RNA binding; ATP binding.